GCUGGAGAACCUGUGACGUCACGUAACAACCUCCCUAACAACAACAGGGGCAGCUGUAACAGAAGUAGUCAGUCAUUAGUAACGGGAGACACCUUGGCUUUACAACUAAACUUGUCGUACCACAGAUUUUCUUACACCUGGUGUUGUUUGUUACUGAGUUUACAAAGCUGAGCCGUCGUCGUUGACAUGAAACUGUGGUGGCCUUCUGAACCUAGAGCGCGGACCUAGUUGGAUCACCUCGCCAGUACUGCCCCCCUCCCCUCACGAAAAAGUUUGGAACGUUUUGCAAACUCCUCUGUGCGAGAUAAACAGCAAACAUGCCGCCGAAGAAGAAAGGGAAGGGAAAGAAGGGGAAGAAGAGUGCGAAGGGAAGCGCCAAGGGCUCCAAGUCGGGGUCCAAGCCGGCUUCAGCGGGACAGCAGCUGAACGAACUCAGUAAAGAGUUUUUCCUGAUUCAGAUCCGAGAUUUGGAGAACAGACUGGGCCGGUACCAGACCAAGUGUGAUGAGCUGGACAUCUCCAAUGAUGAGUUCAAGUCACAGUACGAGCAGAUGUCUGAGGACAAGAAGGAGAUUGUUUCAUUUCUCAAGAAGACACUGGAACAACGCAACGAUGAGAUUGCAGACCUCAAUGACAGGUUGGUGGGGCUGCAGCAGGCUAAGGACCAGGAGAAGGACACGUAUGAACAGCAGCUGGCCACACUCAGGACUGAGUUUCAGGAGACCAAAGACCAGCUUACGUCAGAAAACAUGAUCCUCGGUGGUAAACUAGCCUCCCUGGAAGAGUUCAAAGUUCAGAAGGAGGACCUGAUGGCCAAGUUUGCACAGAUGGAGGAUAACCUGCAGCAUCAGAAGGAGGACCAUGAGGAACAGAUGUACCAGCUGGAGAGGAAAGCUGUGGUGGACAAGGACAGGUUAAAGAAGGAGAUGGUUAUGAAAGUUAACCAGGUCGCGGCAGAGUUCCGUAAAGUCUCCAACAAACAGAUGGCGGAAACCACCAAGCGAACCAUUCGGGAGAACGUGUCCAUCAACGCGCAGCUCUCCAAGAUGUCCGACAAGACUCUGGACUUGAUCGCGGAGAACGAUGAGUUGAGGGCCAAGGAGAAGGAUCAGCGCCAGAGAAUCGAGAUGUUGGAAGCCACAGAGAAAGAGCUGGCAAAGAAAAACCAUUCCAACCAGAAGAUCAUCCGCAUGCUGACAGAGAAAGCCAAGCAGACGGAGGCUGUUCUGGCAGAGAUGGAAGUCAGGGAACAGGAGGUGCAGGACAUUGAUGCAGAGAUCAGUCUGUUACGCCGGCAGAACGAGGCCAUGUCUCAGGAGCUGCAGAAAAUCAGCACAGAGCUGGAACAGAAGUGUGAGGAGGUGUCCCAGGUCCAGGAGAAACUAGAGGAAGAGAGGAAGGCCAGGGGGAAGUUGGAGAGACUUAUCCAGGACGCAGCACACAGCCUACACAGUACACUCAGUGUAAGUCUGAUCCUAGCACACAGCCUACACAGUACACUAAGUGGUCCCAGUCCAGAUGACCCUGAGUGGGAGGAACUGUCAGCCCUGAGGGAGAAACGUGACGGGAUGUUGGAACAGCUGCUGACCCUGCUGAACAGCGCAGCUUCGCUGGGCCUGGGGCCAGCCACCGGAACCUUCGGUAAAACAACAUCAGAGGCCUGGAGGACCAAAAGUACAGGCUUCCUCCCUGCCAUGGGCAUGGGUCUCACAAAAGGUUCUGUCACCCUGGGCCCAGUGUCUGGUGCAGUUGACACCGUGGCUCACUACAGACUGGGAGACCUGGGUCUGGUCCCCAGACAGAAGGACACCAUCUCAUCAGUAGGACAGAAAGUGGGAGGACUGUCUAAAACCACCCGCCUGGCUCCCAUCAGGGCAUCCAGACCUAAGUCUGUGGGUGUGCAGACGUUCAGUACACCAAAGGCCAUGUUUUUUGCUGACCAGCUGCUGAAGUCUGGGAAACCUGCUGACAAGGCGACGAUGGGCGGUGCACUGACUUCAACAAGUUAGCACAAGGAAGUCCAGUCCAGCUUGUCAACACGCAGAAGUUUGAUUCUGAUUGUGUAAAUACUGUACAGUGAUAUCUGAGUUACAAGGUGGUCACAUGUGCUGUACAUGUAGGUUGUUAGGAGACAAUUGUGAUGCUGUUUCAGUCAGACUGUGACAGAACUAGCCACCUACAAGCUUUAUUAUUAUAGUAUACAUGUACAGCCUUUUCAUGACGAGACAGCUGAAUAUGUACAACAAUGUAGUAUUACAUUUGUACAUGUGCGUUGUAUGCAUG
Messenger RNA from Branchiostoma belcheri (Belcher's lancelet), 2283 nucleotides. Its product is annotated as cilia- and flagella-associated protein 157-like. NCBI's taxonomy places the organism in Eukaryota, Metazoa, Chordata, Leptocardii, Amphioxiformes, Branchiostomatidae. The record is from RefSeq and is a predicted model, not a curated record. Gene Ontology annotation, molecular function: microtubule binding. Gene Ontology annotation, cellular component: ciliary basal body; cilium. The transcript is spliced from 10 exons. Bases 318 to 2009 code for a protein of 563 amino acids.